Molecule: messenger RNA, 945 nt
Organism: Trichobilharzia szidati
Lineage: Eukaryota; Metazoa; Platyhelminthes; Trematoda; Strigeidida; Schistosomatidae
Source: the annotation of a GenBank genome assembly
AUGCAGGAAAGGCAACAUCGUGUCAAACGUUCAUCAAGAUCUUCUACAGAGCAAUCACAAUAUCGUCCAGAUUUAUUAUACACAGGAUGGAAUAAAAUGGAUACAGGAAAUCAGAAAAUUCUGGGCGUUAAAAUAAUUCACAAUAUAAAUGAGCUGAAAACAAUUGGUACAGCUUUACCAGUUGGUGCUUUAGUUGUUAGUGAAAUGCCAACAACAGUGUCAUGGAAUAAAUACACAUUUCAAUGGGAUUCACAAAUAAAUCAAUUGAAUUCACUUGGUUUAUUCAUGAAAACUGAAUAUGUUAAUAAUACAUGGAUAAGAGUACCUGUGAAAUUCGAACGAGAAGUUACAUAUGGCAUUCCUGAACAUACUGAAGAAAGGCAUAAUCAUUUACCUCAUAAAAGAGAAUCACCUGCUUCAACUGACACUGCAAGAUACAAAGAGAAAAUUGUAUUUGCAUUUCAUCCUAUACCAUUUACUGGCGGAUCUUUCUCUGGUUGGCAUGGUGCUGAUACUAACUGCCAUCAAACUGCUUUGCAUCGUCUUGGAAUUCCACGAUUUAAAGCAUUUCUUGUAGAUAAAAAUUUUCCAGUUGAACGUCUUGUAAAAUGGCAAUAUCAAAAUAUUCCUGUGAUAAAUUUAGAGAGUCAAACAAUAUUUCCUAAAUGGCGAGAUUUCCUCUAUGGUGUUCGUUCAAAUAUAAAUGUACCAUUCUACGAUUUAAAUGGGAUGCCUGAUGUUCAAAAUUCUGCAAACAGAACAUUUUGGCUUGGAGGUGGAGUAAACUUUGGAUGCGACGACUGGACGUCUAGUUCCCCUAUGAAAUAUGGUCUUGUAUGGUCAUUUGAUUAUAAAACUGGAGAGAUAAAAAUCAGUUAUGCCAAGUGUAAUUCAUACAAUUAUCUCAUGUGUUAUAAGCUAUUACGCUUACCAGUAGCUAAAUAA